Molecule: messenger RNA, 3782 nt
Organism: Acinonyx jubatus (cheetah)
Lineage: Eukaryota; Metazoa; Chordata; Mammalia; Carnivora; Felidae
Gene: TREM2
Product: triggering receptor expressed on myeloid cells 2
Exons: 5
Coding region: 154-846 (230 amino acids)
Cellular component (GO): cell surface
Molecular function (GO): signaling receptor activity
Source: RefSeq, a predicted model, not a curated record
CAGACCCCAGUCCUGACUAUUUCUCAAUCCCUAAAAGCCCAGUUCCUGUGGGCAGCACUCGACGCGCCUGCCCCUCUCCUUUCCACACUUCAAGGGAAAGACGAGAUCUUGCACAAGGUCCCCUGUGUCUGCCUUCCACCAGGGAAGCCUGACAUGGAGCCUCUCCGCCUGCUCAUCCUGGUGGCCGUCACAGAGCUGUCCCGAGCCCACAACACCACCGUAUUCCAGGGCAUGGCGGGCCGGUCCCUGCAGGUCUCCUGCCCCUACAACUCCUUGAAGCACUGGGGCAGACGCAAAGCCUGGUGCCGCCAGCUGGAUGAAGAGGGCACGUGCCAGCGGGUCGUCAGCACCCACCGCUCGUGGCUGCUGUCUUUCCUGAAGAGGUGGAAUGGGAGCACGGCCAUCGUGGAUGAUGCCCUGGGGGGCACACUCACCAUUACGCUGCGGAAUCUUCAAGCCCACGACGCCGGCCUCUACCAGUGCCAGAGUCUCUAUGGUGAUGAGGCCGACACCCUCAGGAAGGUCCUGGUGGAGGUGCUCGCCGACCCCCUUGAUCACCUGGACCCUGGAGGUCUCUGGAUCCCUGAAGAGUCCAAGAGCUUCGAGGAUGCCCAGGUGGAACGCAGCAUGUCCAGGGGUCUCUCAGAAGAGGAUAUCCCCUUUCCACCCACUCCCAUCCUUUUCCUCCUGGCCUGCAUGUUUCUGGGCAAGCUUUUAGCAGCCAGUGCUCUCUGGGCUGCGGCCUGGCAUGGGCAGAAACUGGGGACGCCCCGGGCCGGUGGGCUGGACUGCAGCCGUGACCCAGGUUACCAGCUCCAGACCCUAACAGGGCAGAGAGACACGUGAGAGAAGACCCGGCAUGGGAAGAGAGGCCCCGGGAGAGGUCUGCUGGGACCACCCCGGCCUGCACACUUGCCCCUCAGCCACCAAGACUCAUGGUUCUGCUUUGGUGAAAGGUCACCCUGCCCACACCCUGCUUCCCCUGGCCCCUGGAAACAGAGGGGUGUGUGUGUGUGUGUGUGUGUGUGUGUGUGUGUGUGUGCAGGCACACCUGGGAAGUGGGAAGGACAUUGACCAACUUGUAGGCAUUGGUUAUUAAACACUCUCACAAAUAAAUCCAAGACUUCUCUUUGGCUACCAGGCUAGGAGAAUGAAUCUGGAUGAGGAAAAGACAAGAGGUCUGCCUCCUUGGGGCCUCGGGUCUUAGGCUACCGGGUCUCUCUGUUCUCCCCGCCUCCAAACUGCCCAUCUUUUGCUUUUCCUCGCUCCCUUCCCUAGAUCUAAUUGCUGGAUCCUGCCUCCUCGUCUGGGAUUUCUCUAGCAUCCAGGCUGCUGCCCCUCUCCUCCAUUUGCCUCCCACCUGUCAGUUCCUGAGGAUUAUUGCGGCCCACCUCCCCCAUCCGUCAGUCCAUCUAACGCCCAGCUAACUCAUCGACUCGCUUCCCCAGACCUCUGCUUUCCGCGUGUUACUUCCCCUCCAGGGGAACACCCACGGCUGGCCUCAUGGAGUGCAGCAUACCAGAGCCGGGAACUACUGGUCUGAGCCCCUCACUGCACAGAAGGGAAACUGAGGCUCACGAGGGAAAGAUGUCACCCCAAGUCCCCAGUAGAGCCUGGAAGUGCAAAUUUCACUUUGUGUUCACGUUGCCCUUCCCUCUAGCUCCAUCCUACUCAUUUAUUUCAUGAGAAAAUGGAUAUGUUCUGCGCCAGGUACCAUUCUGAGAGCUGGAGACAAGCGAGAACCAAACAGGCAAAGAUUCCUGCUCACACAAGGUCCCCGGACCCGGGGAAGGGGAGGGAGACAGACACAAGUCAGUCAGCCAGAUGGUAUGCUGAAGGGCAAAAGUGCCCAGGAGGAAACGACCAGUGAAGCCAGGCUAGGCGCACUGGGGGUGCACAAGGGACAGGGAUGAUGUAAUUUAGAGGGCGACAGAAGGAAUCUGCGUAGGAGAACCACAUCAGGGGGAGAGGACCAGGCCAGAGGGACUCAUCUCUCCCCGGGGCACACACACACCACUGUGGCCUGAGUGAGGGGAGUGGGGACGCAGACUUGCCCAGGGAGGGCUGCGGGGGGAGGAGCCCAUCCUCAGGCUUUCUGUCCUGGGCCUCUGUGAGGUGGAAGCCUGGGACCCUCUGUGGACGUGGCCACAAGUGGCAGCUUUGCCCCCCACCGUGGGCUUUCGGAUCGUUGGGAAGGACCCCCGAUGCAGCCCUCGUGCCCAGCCUCAUGUGCACACAUCACUCCCCAGAGCCAGUCUUGCCCAGACCUGCUUGGCUCACUCCCCGCAGAUGCUGGGCCGGGCUGUGUGUCCCAGGCCCUUAGACUCAGCCGCAUGUGAAGCUUUCUCAUUGUGUCCCAGGCACCGGUCUCCUUCCCGCAGACCCAAGGCACUCUCUAGCGGCAAAGAUGCACGGCUCCCCAAGCCUGGCACGAGAACGUGUCUGCACUUUCCCUGUUCUUGGGAGCUUGGCCUUUUCUCUUUCUUCCUCCCCCACAUUGGAGACGUCCCCCUGGGGACUUGGAUCACCACUGGGAUCCCCUGCCUUGGACUCUCUGGGGUGCACACUGGACUGAAGGGGGGAUCAGGUAAUUUAGUUUCAAAUUUAAGCUUUGCCUCCUACUAAGAAACCUGAGCCCCAUGGUCCUCACCUAAUAAAAACACAGAACAGGGGCACCCGGGUGGCUCGGUCAGUGAAGUGCCUGGCUCUUGAUUUCGGCUCAGGUCAUGAUCUCACGGUCAUGACAUUGAGGCCUGCAUUGGGCUCUGCGCUGGGCAUGGAGCCUGCUUAAGAUUCUCCAUCUCCCUCUCUCUUUACCCCUUCCCCCUCCUCAGAAAUCAAUCAACCAAACAAACAAAAAACAAACAAACGAGCAACCCUGCUUUGCUGAAGUUUUGUGAGGUUGAAAGAAAUACCAUUAGUGAAAGUCCCAGGGCUGAUGUCUGGUGCAGAAUAGGUCCCGAAUAAACACUGGCUUCCUUCCUCUUCUAUAAUGCCCACCUCCCUGAGGCCAGGAUCCUGCCUGGUCACCUCUGUCCUUUGUACCCAGCGGUGGACCAUUUUAGGCACUCAGUCAAAUACUGAGGACAGGUCUCGCUUCACAAUACUUCUGUGGACUGUUAGUGUAAUGACUUACCCGCAAGGAAAUCAAAGAAAGCCUGAUACAUACUGGCAGGACAGAUAUAAGCAUUUCCACAUCACCCAUGAGGCUGACCCACCUGUCUGGUUUGCCCCAGACUUUGCCAGUGUAUCACCAAAAGACCCAUGUCUCCCAGGAAAACUCCUAAGUCUGCGCAGACGGGACAACUGGUCACCCUCUCACCACUUCCAGCUUAACGCACUGUCUGGCUUUCUCAGGCUCCUGGUCCCAGUUCCCAGUGGUAACUUCUUGUUCCUGAAGGAAGGAGAGAGCAGAGAGAGGGAAGGAGCAGAGAAGGGAGGGGAGAGGAAGGAGGGAGGGUAGUUUCUUUAGCCCCUUUCUAGGUGUGAUGUCUAGGUCAGGCGUUGGCUGCCCCUUCCAGACAUCCUCACCUUACUUGCCUUUGUCUCUCCGAGCACCAGUGCUCCCCCCUGGAGUCCCAGAUCAGGAGGUGUAUCGUCCACGUUCUGUGCAGGGUCCCCACACCCCAGUUCUGCACAGGGGGACACGAAUGGGGGCCAGAUGUUUCCUGGGUGGGCAGUGGGUUCCUGUCACGGGAAGGGAACCCCAAAUUACGAGGCUUGGAGUUUACACAUGGCAUCUGGCACAUUGGCCCAUCUUCCUCUCUGGAGAGACAGAUAGU